GAACAUGGAGGACUCAAGCAUGUGUUGCCAAAACAAGCUGGCUUCUAGUUUGAUUUUAAAAUAGAAAAUACCUCCAGGCAGAUAGUUGAACAUGGCCUUUUUUUUUACUUGAUGUAAUCAGCAUUACAGAGAUUACAAAGCUUUUGUGUUGAACUGGAUUUUUCAGUUCCAGUAAGUAUAUCUUAGACCAAGAAGCCAAGACUUUGAGAUUAAGUAUAUUUUUAACGAAAGCACAGAUUUUAAAGCACAUAGCAGAAGAAUGCCAGUAACCAACAACACUGUGAGCUCAGCCAUCAAGAGCCAAUCAGAAUACAUAACCCCAUCUUUGCAGGAUCUUCAGCAUCUGCUCUGGACACGAAGAGGAGCAAGUGGCCAUGUCGACCAAGUGUGGCCCAGAAUCUACCUGGGAGAUAAAUGGACAGCUAAAGACAAGAGGUCACUUCAAUCACUUAAAAUUACUCACAUCCUAAAUGCUGCUGAUGGGAAAUACAAUGUCUGCACUGGAGCAAGGUACUACAGUGACAUGAACAUACUCUACCAUGGGGUUGAGGCUUUUGACACAACAGCUUUUGAUAUCAGCCCUUUCUUCUACUCUGCAGCUAAAUUCAUCAGGAAAGCUUUAGAUACGCCUGGCGAUGGCAAAGUGUUAGUCCACUGUGCAAUGGGCCUCAGUCGCUCGGCAACUCUGGUGCUGGCCUUCCUGAUGAUUUACGAAAACAAGACCCUGGUGGAUGCCGUCAAGGCUGUCAGUGAACACAGGAAUAUCUCUCCUAAUAUGGGCUUUCUUGGCCAGCUUCGAGAAUUAGACAUGAGAUUAAAUGAUGAAAGAAAAUUAAGGAGAGAUUGCAAUGUUUAGGUCUCUUAAUGUAUCUUAAUGUGGUCUCCUAUCUACACCCUACUGUACGUAGGAAACCACAAACUGGACUCAUCCAUCAACAACCACCAUACUAGCCAUCUGACAGAAAGAGACUUGGAAGAUUUGGUGCCUCACUCAUAAACCAUUAUUGUGUCAUAAGUGGAUUGCGGCCCUAUGCAUUUACUGGCAUGUGUUUAUUCUCUGGUUUUAUUGUCCCAAUGCUAAUGAAAAUAUAUUAAAGCACAGCUAUCCAAAA
Messenger RNA from Polyodon spathula (Mississippi paddlefish), 1112 nucleotides. Its product is annotated as dual specificity phosphatase 29-like. The transcript has 6 exons. Lineage: Eukaryota; Metazoa; Chordata; Actinopteri; Acipenseriformes; Polyodontidae. Gene Ontology annotation, molecular function: MAP kinase phosphatase activity; protein tyrosine/serine/threonine phosphatase activity. Gene Ontology annotation, biological process: negative regulation of MAPK cascade; protein dephosphorylation. Bases 260 to 856 code for a protein of 198 amino acids. Gene Ontology annotation, cellular component: cytoplasm. The record is from RefSeq and is a predicted model, not a curated record.